AUGACAUCCACCAGCAACCAGUGUGCUGUCUGUUCCAAACCGGGCAAGCUCUGCGCCAGCUGCGAGAACAUCCACUACUGCGGCCCCGAAUGCCAAAAGGCUGAUUGGAAACUUCACAAACUGCUCUGUCGCUCUUUCAAGGACUUUCGCGACUCUCCCAUCCACAAGCCGUCUCAUCGCACCCUCAAGAACUUUCACAGCCCUCCAGUGACUAUGAUGCGUGUCAUUGCCUUUCCCAUCAACAGCACAAAGCCAGAGUUCCGCUGGAUGCCCAUCAAGGAAGGCACCAUCCAACGUCCCGUGGUAGACAAAUACUUUGGCCAUGACAAACCUCUCACCGGAUUCGUUAGCUUUCCCCUUGAUCCCAGGACUGGCAAGCAAUUACCCCUUCGCAUCACAAUCCAAAACCGCGACUCCUUCUUGACCGAUGGUUCAUUACCCAACAGAGCUUUACUCCAACUCACCGAGAACAAUCUUCACCAGAAAUUCGCCGGACCCGUCCUCGUCUACGGCAAUGCCCUCGAGUCUGAUGACGGCACCAACAUUGCUUGCGUGAACUUGGACACCACACACCUCAACAUCAUCAAAGACUGGUUCACCAACGGGUUCUACACUCACCCAAACGAACCUCUCUACCAACAACGAUUCGCCAAUGACACAAAAUGGUUCGAAUUCGGCAUCCCUGCAGAAGUCGCAGGACAAAUGAACAAAGACCUCCUCGCAGCAGGCGAAAAAGUUCCCCGCUUCCGUCCUGAAGACUUUGGAACACCUGAGUUUUGUCUGUGGCAUGAUAGAGUGGGACGAUACAAGCAAGAGUGGGCUGUGAAGAAGCAGAAUGAGGAAGUCGCUGGUGGCGCUAAGUCUGUCAAUGAUUUUCUCGCGGCUAUGAGUGAAGAAGAAGAGGCUUGGAGGUCGGAGAUGAGGGUUAGUGGUCGUGUGGUCGGUUUGGACGUUGUAUUGCCAUGA
This is a messenger RNA of Aureobasidium namibiae CBS 147.97, 966 nucleotides long. RefSeq lists its product as uncharacterized. The record is from RefSeq and is a predicted model, not a curated record. The transcript has a single exon. The coding region runs from base 1 to 966 and encodes 321 amino acids. Lineage: Eukaryota; Fungi; Ascomycota; Dothideomycetes; Dothideales; Saccotheciaceae.